This is a messenger RNA of Corapipo altera (White-ruffed manakin), 1046 nucleotides long. Its product is annotated as protein tyrosine phosphatase receptor type C-associated protein-like. The transcript has a single exon. Lineage: Eukaryota; Metazoa; Chordata; Aves; Passeriformes; Pipridae. The record is from RefSeq and is a predicted model, not a curated record. The annotation marks the transcript as partial. Gene Ontology annotation, cellular component: plasma membrane.
GCCCUUCCCAGCUCCGGGAAGGCCGGGGCCUCGUGCCAGGCACAGGGAGGUGACCCCUGCCCUCGCCCUCAGGCUGGCCCUCGGUGGCACCCACUGCUGCUGGCGCUGGCGGGGCCGGUGGCCGCCGGGGACCCCGCGGGGGCCCGCAGCGACCGGGCGGUGGGCGCCCUGGUGGGGGUCCUGCUGUGCCUGGCGCUGUGCCUGGCGCUGGCCUGGCACCACCUGUGCCGCCUCUCGGCCGGCCAGUACCACCCUUGGCCGCUGGGUCGCCGGGCCCUGGCGCUGCUGCGGGGACGGUGGCAGCGGCUGCGGGCGCUGGGGGACCCCGGCGAGGCACCCGGGGACAGCGACACGGAGGUGGCCGGGAGGGACGAGGACGAGGAGCUGAUGCCCUGGAGCCUGGAGAGGAGGCCGGAGCGGGAGGAGGAGGAGGAGGAAGAGCGGGAUGCGGCGAAUGAAGAGGAGGAUGAGCAGGAGGAUGAGCAGGAGGCCGAGGCAUCCCUGGCCUUGGAGGGUGGGGAGAGCCCCCCGAGCGGGGGGCAGGGGGCGGGGGGCAGCGCCGAGGCCUUGCUCAGUGACCUGCACCCCUUCUCGGGGACGGCGGCCUGGGAGGACGCGCGGCCAAACGUCACCGCAUUGUGACGUCACCCCGUGACGUCACCCCGCGAUGUCACCCCAUGAUGUCACCCCGUGUCGCCACUGCCGUGAGAUGCCACCGCCCUGUGACGUCGCCACCCUGUGAUGUUGCCACCCUGCCGAGUCAGCACCGCCCCGUGACGUCACCACCCUGCGACAUCACAUCCUUGUCCUGCGAUGUCAUCACCCUCUGACGUCACCUCGUCACCCCUCCAAAGUGAUGUCACCGCCCUGUGAUGUCACGUCGUUCUGACACCCCUGUCCUGCAAUGUCACCCCCCGCCCCCGGGAUGUCACCUCCUCGCGAUGUCACUGCCCUGGCAGCAGAGGGACCCCUCCUCUGCCCCCAGCAGAGGCUCCCGAUUGGCUGCACAGGCCUGGGCACCGGCCAAUAAAGAGCAGCUCUGCCCA